ACUGAGAUUGUGCAGUCUGGAAUACCCUGUGGUAAAUCUUCCCAACUCUGGGCAAUCUUUUUGGAGGCAACUGGUGCAAAUGGCUACGACACCACUUGGUUGCCUCAGCAUCUUUUGUGGGAAAAACCCCAGCACAUAACCCCCGCGGGGGCACACAAUGGCACCUCAGUGUCCAGUAGGGCUCGGAGCAAGAGGGUGACGUCUCCUAGAAAAGUAAUUCGCAAGCCAGAAGGUGACUUGGAAUCCAAAGGGAAAUCACCAUCAAUAGCUAACAACUUGUUGAAAUUACUUACUAGGACUUCGACUGGUUCAUUAAAAAUGGCUAAAGAUUCGAAUCCUAAUAGGUUGGUCUGA
This is a messenger RNA of Ilex paraguariensis (yerba mate), 354 nucleotides long. Lineage: Eukaryota; Viridiplantae; Streptophyta; Magnoliopsida; Aquifoliales; Aquifoliaceae. The record is from the annotation of a GenBank genome assembly.